Molecule: messenger RNA, 2414 nt
Organism: Scophthalmus maximus (turbot)
Lineage: Eukaryota; Metazoa; Chordata; Actinopteri; Pleuronectiformes; Scophthalmidae
Product: cyclin-dependent kinase inhibitor 1B
Exons: 3
Coding region: 400-978 (192 amino acids)
Biological process (GO): regulation of cell cycle; G1/S transition of mitotic cell cycle; negative regulation of cell population proliferation
Cellular component (GO): nucleus; cytoplasm
Molecular function (GO): protein-folding chaperone binding; cyclin-dependent protein serine/threonine kinase inhibitor activity
Source: RefSeq, a predicted model, not a curated record
UUUUCUUCUUCACUCACACGGCUCCUUCUAACGCCAUAUUGGCUGUUAUGACUUGACUUGUUGUUUUCAUCAGUCUUACUACGGACCUGACAGGAGUGGCUCCCCCCGGUCGCCCCUGCGCCUUAUUGGAAGAAGCUUCUUUUUUGUUUUUAUUCCAUUCUUUUCUCUCUUGGUGGUGUUUUUUUCUUUUUUUUUCUUCUUCUUCCUUUUUUUUGUGGUUGCGCGUACGCGUUUUGGAUGAUACGCGCGGAGUAUGCACGCACCAUCCCCGUGACUUUGCGUUUUUUUAAAGGAAUACUACUUGGACGUAGCAGUUUGAGAGGCUCUGGCUGUUGUUUUGUGUGAGUGUGAGUGUGUGUGUGUGUGUUUCGCACCCCCUUCCUCCUUCCUCCGUGUCAUAUGUGCAUCAAAAUGUCAGAUGUUCGCCUUUCUAAUGCGAGCCCCACAUUGGAGAGGGUGGACGCGCGGCAGCCGGAGGACACCCUCAGACCCCCGGUGCGCAGGAACCUCUUCGGCAGACCCGACCCGGGGGAGAUACGGAGGAAUGUGGCGGCCGCCGUGCGGGACGACGUGCAGGCGUUCCGGGAGCGGUACAACUUCGACCCGGUGGAACACAGACCGCUGGCGCCGCGCAACUACGAGUGGCAGGAGGACAGCAGCCCGCCGGAGUUCUACCUCCGAGCGGCCCACGGGAGCCGGCGGCCCGACGCCGCGGAGAGGAGCGAGCGGCGGCCCGACGCCCAGCCGGCCCCGGGCCGGCCGGAGAAACGGCGCUCGGGAGCUUCAGGUCGCUGCUCCGACGAGUGUCAGAACAAGAGGUUGCAUACCGACGAAGAUGAUGAUAAAGAAGAAAAAUAUGAUGAUGAUGAAGAUGAUGAUGAAGACCAGCCGGGCGGCGCGGGGAGUCGGGCGCCGAAAGCCGCGGACGAGGAGAGGAGGAGACCCAGAGGGCCCGGGGACGGUGCAGAGGUCCAGUGAAAAAAAAAACAACAAAAAAAACAACCCACCAUGGCAGAGCGAGGAGACCUGUUGCUGGGUUGUUGUUUUUUUUUCCCCCUCCUCAUCAUCUGACAGACGGAGGAGGAGAAGAAAAUAAAAUACAAAGGCGAAAAGAAGAAAAAAUAAAAACAAAAAGAACCCAGCCUUUUUCCUAAAGAAGGGGACGAGGAGAGGCUGCACAAGCACUGAAUAUGUACACUAUCAAGUUUUGGCACUCAUUUUUUUUUUUGUAUUAUUCAAUUGCCUCAGAAGCAGCAGACAAUGUAGCAGUGUGCAAAUGGAUUUUUGCUCAUCUUUUUUUUCUUUCCUCAAUCUACUACCUAUGUUUCAAAUGUAGCACAUACAAAAAAAGCAUAAUAUGCUUUUCAUACCUUUUUUUGUUAAAUGUAUUUGAAUGCGUGUGUGUGUGUGUGCGUGCGUGCGUGCGUGUGUGUGCGUGCGUGUGCGUGUGUGUGAGAAUUUGACUCGGGAAGUUGCAGUGCAAUUUUUCCAGCAGAGAAAUAUUAUUUUGUUUAAAAAAAAAAAGAAAGAAAAAUAUUGUAUCAUUAUUCAGGUAAUUGAUGUAAGUUACAAAUGCAGAUUUUCAUAAAAGUCAGGGUUAUGUGGAAAACAAAAAUGUAUUUUUCUAUGGCUUCAUUUGUCCCAGUGUUAUACAGCCUAUCUUGUUUCUGAAGGCCCAGAUGGCCACAAUGUAUGUUGAGGGUCCAUCGAACUAAGUAUAGCCAUGAUAGAUAAAGUUUACAUGCCAAUAAUAUCUUCUUUAUUUCCCCUUUUAUUAUGUCAUUAUUUUCUUCUCUUUUUUUCCCCCUGGGUUUUUUUCCAAAGUUCGUACCCUUUUUUUUUUUUGGAGGUGGUGAGGGGCGGGGUGGGCAGGUGGCUAUACUGCUGAGCAAUAUCCAACCAAAUUUUAACAGUAUUUGCUAAUAAUCCUAAGAAUUAGCUUAUAACGUUUAGAUUUAGGUGAGUUCAUAUUCUAGUGGCUUUUUAGGUCACACAUCCCCACCCCCUUGUAAUAAAUUCUGUAGUCCAGGUCAACAUAGAUUAAAUAUGUUUAAAAUAAAAUCACUGGGCUACUCGUUAUGCAAAUAUGUGAAUCAAAGAUUUGUGUAUGUGGUGUGGAAUUCAUGUGGAACAUGUAAUUGCACUAUUGUUACUUUCUCAUUUUUUUUCGUGAAGGCAGAAAAACAUAGUUGCACUGCCUUAUUUGGUGUCAAACUUUGAAGUGUACCUGUUGUGCCUUUUUUCUUUUUUGAAAAACACUGAAAAAUUGUACUAACUUAUUUAUGUUGAGCUUUUUUUUGUGGGUAUGUGUAUAGCUUCCCAAAGCAACAUUUUACGUGCAUUUUUGUAAAUAUAUAUUUUCAUUAUUAUUUUUAAGAUAAAUAAACUGUUGCAAAACUGAGCCUAAUAAUGGA